This is a messenger RNA of Cinclus cinclus, 2168 nucleotides long. It is a transcript of the gene CYBB, whose product is annotated as cytochrome b-245 heavy chain. Gene Ontology annotation, molecular function: superoxide-generating NAD(P)H oxidase activity. Gene Ontology annotation, biological process: defense response; superoxide anion generation. The transcript has 13 exons. The record is from RefSeq and is a predicted model, not a curated record. The coding region runs from base 1 to 1713 and encodes 570 amino acids. Gene Ontology annotation, cellular component: plasma membrane; NADPH oxidase complex. Lineage: Eukaryota; Metazoa; Chordata; Aves; Passeriformes; Cinclidae.
AUGGGGAACUGGGUGGAGAAUGAAGGACUGUCCAUCUUCGUCGUUCUUGUGUGGCUGGGCUUAAAUGUCUUCCUCUUUUGGUGGUACUACCUUGUGUAUGAUGUCCCACCAAAAUUCUUCUACACCAGAGUGCUCCUUGGCCGUGCUCUGGCUCUUGCAAGGGCCCCUGCAGCCUGCCUGAAUUUCAAUUGCAUGCUGAUUCUGCUGCCAGUAUGUCGAAACCUUCUCUCCUUCCUCAGAGGAUCAAGUGCGUGCUGCUCUACCCGUAUCAGACGACAGCUGGACAGAAACCUCACCUUUCACAAAAUGGUGGCCUGGAUGAUUGCCCUUCACACUGCAAUUCACACCAUUGCACACUUAUUCAACGUGGAGUGGAGUGUGCAAGCCCGUGUUGAAGAGAAAGGCACUCUGGCAGCUGUGCUUUCUGGCCUUGGAGACAAACCCCAUGAAAGCUAUGUCAACUUUUUCAGACAAACCAUUGCAAAUCCCAUUGGGGGCCUCUAUGUGGCUUUCACAUACUUGGCUGGCAUCACUGGGGUUGUCAUCACACUUGCCCUCAUCCUCAUCAUCACCUCAUCCACCAAAACCAUCCGGAGGUCAUAUUUUGAAGUAUUUUGGUACACCCACCAUCUCUUUGUCAUCUUCUUUAUUGGCCUUGUCAUCCAUGGUGCUGGUCGUAUUGUACGGGGACAGACAGCUGAAAGUCUGGCUGAACACAACCCAGAGAUUUGCCACAAGAACUUCAGUCACUGGGGCAAGAAUGAGGCUUGCCCAAUCCCUCAAUUUUCAGGGAAUCCUCCUAUGACAUGGAAGUGGGUGGUGGGUCCCAUGUUUCUGUACCUGUGUGAGCGGCUGGUGCGGUUUUGGAGGUCACAGCAGAAGGUUGUCAUCACAAAGGUGGUCAUUCAUCCCUUCAAGACAAUUGAGCUCCAGAUGAUGAAAAAAGGGUUCAAGAUGGAGGUUGGACAAUAUAUUUUUGUUAAAUGUCCAGCAGUGUCUAAACUGGAAUGGCAUCCAUUUACACUGACUUCUGCUCCAGAAGAGGAUUACUUCAGCAUUCACGUCCGUAUUGUAGGAGACUGGACAGAGGGCUUGUUCAAUGCCUGUGGGUGUGAUAAGCAAGAAUUCCAGGAGGCAUGGAAGUUGCCCAAGAUAGCUGUGGAUGGCCCCUUUGGGACAGCGAGUGAGGACGUGUUCAGUUAUGAAACUGUGAUGCUGGUUGGAGCUGGAAUAGGGGUCACCCCCUUUGCAUCUGUCCUGAAGUCUGUCUGGUACAAGUACUGCCAUGAUGCCACCAACCUAAAGCUCAAGAAGAUUUAUUUUUACUGGCUUUGCAGGGACACUCAUGCCUUUGAGUGGUUUGCUGACCUCUUGCAAUCUCUGGAGGCUCAAAUGCAGGAGAGGAAUAACGCAGAGUUUCUGAGCUAUAACAUCUACCUUACAGGCUGGGAUGAAACUCAGGCCACUCACUUUGUAGUACAUCAUGAAGAAGAGAAAGAUGUGAUUACAGGACUGAAACAGAAAACCUUGUAUGGAAGACCCAACUGGGAAAAUGAGUUCAAAACGAUUGCAGGGAAGCAUCCUGGCUCCAGAAUAGGUGUUUUUCUCUGUGGCCCUGAGGGCCUGGCUGACACACUCAACAAGCAGAGCAUCAGCAACUCAGAAGCUGAUCCACGAGGAGUACACUUCAUUUUUAACAAAGAAAAUUUCUAAUUCCCAAGCAUGUGGGAGCCAUUAAAUGCAAAGUCUGAAGACUGAAUCUGUUUUUCUGUUUGGAGUCUGGGAAAGACAGCCCAGCUUCUAAAUUUCAGCUACACUAACGCAGGUCCCUUUGCUUCUUGGGAAUUAUUUUAGCUCUGUGGUAGAGCAAAAGAGUCAAGUUUUACCUUAGGGAAGUUUCCACUGCCCUCCAUGUGCUGGCUAUUUAGUAGAAAUCUGUUUUGUUUGUCUGUGUGAGGGGAUUUCCCCUCAAUUAACUGCAUUUAUCCUCCAAUUAUUCACCAUGACUGCUGAAGAGUGGAGGCUACCAUUAGCUUUUGGGAGCCAAUUCACACUCAUAAAGCUUAGUGCUAUUAAACAAUAAAGCAUUCUAGCAUAGUGCUUGCUGUUAGGAGGCAGCUGGUCCUGGCUGCAGCCAAUCCCUGGAACAAGGGGAGUUGGAAAAGGGU